AUGGCGGACGCGGAGGCCGAGGCGGCGGCGCGGCCGGAGGUGUCGCGGGUGGUGCCGGCGCUCCGCGCUCGCCUCUGGCAGCUGCAGACGGAGCUGCGCGAGCAGGAGGUGUCGGAGGCCUCUUCCCGAGCCUACUGCCGGGGCUUCUGCCAGACACUGCUCCAGUAUGCUGGCAGUCGGGGUGCAUCAGAACAUAUUUUACCUUUUUUGGAAGUGUAUCGAAUCUCCAUCCAAAGCUUUGCUAAUGCAAGACCUUACUUGACUACAGAAUGCGAAGAUGUUCUUUUGGUACUUGGCAGGCUAGUGCUGAGUUGUUUUGAGCUACUGCUUUCAAUUCCUGAAAGUGAAUUGCCACAUGAGGUGUGGUUAGGAUUCCACCAAUCCAUUCAGGAUUCACAUGAUGCUUUACUGGAAUUUGGGAAUAACAACCUCCAAAUAUUGGUGGAUAUCACAAGGGAAGGGGUAUGGAAAAAUCCAGUUCUUCUUAAAAUUCUGUCCCAGCAACCUGUAGAAACUGAGGAAGCUAAUAAAUUGAUUACACGAGAAGGGCCUUCCUUUCUGCAGAUGCGAAUAAAACAUUUGAUGAAGUCCAACUGCAUCCCCCAAGCCACUUCCUUGUCAAAACUGUGUGCAGAUUCUCCAGAAAUUGCAAAUGUUUCAUCGUUUCGCCAAGCCUACAUCACAUGUGUGUGUUCAAUGCUGCCUAAUGAAGACUCCAUUAAGGAGAUUGCAAAGGUGGAUUGCAAAGAGGUACUAGACAUCAUAUGUAACCUGGAAUCUGAGGGACAAGAAAAUACUGCAUUUAUUCUUUGUACAACAUAUCUUACCCAUCAGCUUCAAACAGCAAAUGUGUAUUGCUCUUGGGAAUUGACACUUUUCUGGAGCAAACUGCAGAGGAGAAUAGAUCCUUCUUUAGACUCCUUUUUGGAGAGAUGUCGUCAGUUUGGCAUCAUUGCUAAGACACUACAGCAUCUAUUUUUCUUGAUAAGAGUCAUACAAUCUGAAGCAGAGGAAGCAGGACUCGCUGUGUCUGUGUUGUUAUGUGUGAGAGCCCUUCAGAUCAGGACCAAUGGAAGUGAUGAGAUGAAGACAUCAGUGUGUAAAACAAUUGCAUGCCUUUUACCAGAAGACCUUGAAGUUAGAAGAGCCUGCCAGCUCACAGAAUUCUUACUUGAACCAACUUUGGGUGGAUUUAAUGCCUUGGAAGAGCUCUAUAUGCAGCCAGACCAAAAAUAUGAUGAAGAAAAUGCACUGGUUCCAAAUUCACUCCGCUGUGAACUGCUGUUAGCUUUGAAAGCAUAUUGGCCAUUUGAUCCUGAAUUUUGGGACUGGAAGACUUUGAAGAGGCAUUGUCAUAAACUCUUAGGGAAGGCAGCUUCUGAUUCUGAGGAUGAUGCAGGUUGUCAUCUGUCACUCCAUGAAACUGACCUGUUUGAAAAUUCCUUUAGUGACUAUGAUGAGACAAAAGAACACAGAUAUUAUGAUGGGAAAGACACAAUGAACCACCCUAAGGAAAAAGCAAGAGUAAAAAAACCAAUUGGUUCUUCAGAAAGAUACCAGAGAUGGCUUCAAUACAAGUUUUUUUGUGUGCUCUGCAAAAGGGAGUGUAUAGAGGCCAGGAUACUGCAUCAUUCUAAGAUGCACAUGGAAGAUGGUAUUUAUACAUGUCCUGUUUGCACAAAAAAGUUCAAGAGAAAGGAAUUUUUUGUACCACAUGUAAUGGAACAUGUUAAGAUGCCACCUAGCAGAACACACAGACCUAAAAAGAAAAUAAUUCUGAAAAAAGACAGAUCACCACAAAAGGCAACAGCUUCCAGCAGCCCACCCCCCACGUUUCCAGAAAGGCCUCACCAGGUACAGCUCCCUGAAAGCUUUGACGAUGACACACAGGAAUACGUCACGUUCAGCCAGCUGGAAAAUUGCCAGUUGCAAGACAGAGACAUCUACCCCUGCCCUGGGACAGAUUGUUCUAGAGUAUUUAAGCAGUUUAAGUACUUAAGCGUGCACCUGAAAGCUGAACACCAGAACAACGAUGAGAACGCAAAACACUACUUGGAUAUGAAGAACAGGAGGGAGAAGUGCGCGUUCUGCCGCCGGCACUUCAUGACGUCCUUCCACCUGCGGGAGCACGAGCGCGUGCACUGCGGGCCGCAGCCCUACAUGUGUGUGUCCAUGGACUGCUACGCCAGGUUUGGCUCAGUGAACGAGCUCCUCAACCACAAACAAACCCACGACGAUCUUCGCUAUAAAUGUGAGCUAAAUGGAUGUAAUAUUGUUUUCAGUGACUUAGGGCAGCUUUACCAUCACGAGGCGCAGCACUUCAGAGAUGCGUCGUACACCUGCAACUACUUUGGUUGCAAGAAGUUUUAUUAUUCAAAAACUGAAUUCCAGAAUCACCUUGCAGCACAUGAUAUCCAAGUGUCAAAUGGGGAAGGGAAGCAAACGCUGAACCUCGAAGGGUUGGUUUCGGAAGAAAAAUCCAGGUAUCUCCCAGAGUCUCAGCUGCUUGAACAGUCUGAAAAUUCCAAUCUGAAUGAUAACUUGGAUCCCUCAGGCUCUCAGGAAAUUUCCCAGGUGAAGGAAGAAUCUCUGUCUGACAGUGAAGAUCUAAUCAGUGAAAGGAAUUGCAGCCUGCAUUGUGGGGAGCACAGGGCAGUAAGCCCAGGUCAGACAUCCCCACAGCUGCUUGGAACAGUGGCUCACAACCAGUCAGUUCCAGGUUUUGUUGUGUCCCAGGAAGGAGUCUUCCAUCCAGCAAAUAUGAAACAACAGUGUUCCAAUGUGGCAGUUUGCUUUGAUGAAAAGAACCUUUCCUGUGGUUUUGAAGGCUGCUGUUCCACCCACAAAAAUUCCAGAAGUAUGCAAAAACACCUUCGAAGAGCCCAUCCAUACAAUUUUAAAGGUAAAAGAAAUAUGGAAAUGAAAACUAAAUACUUUCUUGAUCUGUUGAAUGAUGCUCAGGACAGUAAAUCCCCUACAGAUAUGAGUCCAGGUCAUAAUUCUGAUACAAAUGCUGACUCUCCAGAAAGCCUGGGUGGUUCUGUAGAUGCUAAAGGAAGUAGUGGCCUGAAGGAAGAAACUUAUCCUUCUUCCCCAGAAACAUCUUUUUAUGACAGUUUUAGAGAACCAGAUAUUGAAGAUAACAUGUUGGAACUAAUGUUAGGCUUGAAACAUCUAAGCUUAAAAAAUAGCAUUCAGAAUUCUUCAAGACAGAAGUCUUUCCUGGGUUAUUCAUCUAGGGAUGCCAAGUGCCCUGAGUCAGUUGAUGAAGCUACCUCAAAAUUUCACCUUCAAGAGCAAGAUGAUAACUUACCCAGCCAGUACCUUACUCAACUGGCAGCUAAACCAUUUUUCUGUGAGUGUCAUGGAUGUACAUGUGAGUUUGUGACCAGAGAAGCUCUAUUAAUGCAUUAUGUUAAAAAGCAUAACUAUUCAAAGGAAAUGGUUCUUCAACUAAAUAUGUUCCAGCAUCGGUAUUCACCGUUUAAGUGUCACAUUUGCCAAAGAUCAUUUACAAGAAAAACACAUCUUCGAAUUCACUAUAGAAACAAACAUCAAAUUGGCUGUGAGAGGGUGGCUCACAAGGUGUGUCCUAGUGAAAAAUUUGAUCACGUGGGUUUAUGUACAGAAGACAUGCACAAGAACAGCACUGCUGCAGUGCCUACAGACUCUGAACAGCUGUGUCACACAAAAAAGGAAGAGUGUUGUUCUGAGACUGAUUUGGAGUCCAAUGAAGAGACAGAUAAUGAUGUAACAAGAAAAACAUCUAAUAUAACUUCUCUGGACAGUCAUAGGGAAGAACUGGAAGCAAGACAGGGAAGAGGAAGCAAAAGAACAGUUGCUAAAGGGAACUUAUGUUACAUAUUGCAUAAGUACCACAAACCAUUUCAUUGUAUACAUAAAAGCUGCAACUCGGCAUUCACAAACCAGAAAGGUUUGAUUCGCCAUUACAGAACUGUUCACCAGUAUAAUAAGGAACAGCUCUGCUUAGAAAAAGACAAAGCAAGAACAAAAAGGGAACUUGUCAAAUGUAAAAAAAUAUUUGCAUGCAAACACAAAGAGUGUGGUAAGCGUUUUCUGUGUUCUAAAGCUCUUUCUAAACAUUGUAGUGACUUCCACAAUGAAAUCUUAGAGGAUCAAAAACUGCUUUCUGAAGCUGAGUCUGCCAGAUUUGCUUGUAACCAAGCCCACUGCCAUGCUGUAUUUUGUACAUUUAAUAAGCUUAAACGGCACCUAAUAGAAGAACAUGCCAAUGAAGAAAAAUUAAACAAAGAUUUUGAAAUCCAUUGUGACCUUAAUGGCUGCAAUCGAAUUUUCGCAAAUUACAGUCACUAUUCUCAACAUGUGUAUUUCAGACACAGUGAAUAUUAUGAUAGCCUCUUUGGAAAUCAGAGAGAGGAGGAAGAUAAUGAAGAUAAAAAUGAGGAAAAUUAUUUGAAAGACGGCUUUGACACAAGCAAGCAGAAUGGGAAGCAAUUAAAAGAAAAAGCUAAAGGAAUUAACAAAAGCAAAGAAAAGCAAUUGCUGAAUUUCAGAACAAAAGAGGAAGCCCUACAAAUGUGCAAAGAGAAGUGUAACCAGACCCAGUACCCCUGCAUGGUGCAGGGGUGCCUGUCUGUUGUCAAACUGGAAAGCAGCAUCGUGAGGCACUAUAAGCGCACACACCAGAUGACCAACGUGUACAUCGAGCAGCACCUUCACAAACUCGUUCUUUGUGUUAAAUGUGGCAUCAUGAUUGAAAAGCAGGCUCAGUCUUGCUCUGACACAGCUUCAGACUUGGAUAAAAAAGAUGUAGAAGUUAACGAGGAUAGAUCAGCCGAUUCUGAGCCUGUGCAGGAAGAUGAUGACAAACCCCUCGAUCCAAAGCCUGCCUGUGAUCCUCCAGAUGUGAGCAAUGAAGACCUGAAACAGUGCUCACCGAGUAGUGUGAAUUGUGAUGCCAGUGCCUUUGUGUGUUCAGGCACUUUAAAAUAUAACCACAAUUCCAAGAACGCCUGUUUUGAAGAGCCUAACACCACGGAGACAGCUGUGUGUAAAACUGAAGAUCUUUCUGAAAGCAGUGAAAGAGAGAAUAGCUCUUCUUUCUCCACUUUACAGUUAGAGUUGCCCAGAGAGAAAGACCCAGAAGGAUGUCAACAGAGUGCAGCUAAUCAGAAUGCAAAAAGAAAUGUACUUUGUGCUACAAAAGACAAAUUUCAAAAGCCUCCUGUGUCCAAACCGUUUGAUUUAAAGACAUAUAAACCAAUGGGAUUUGAGUCUUCAUUUUUAAAAUUUAUUCAGGAAAGUGAGGGAAAAGAUGAUGAUGAUGAUGAUGAUUGUGAUGAGGUAGUAGAAUGGGAGUCUCCUGAGCAGUUGCCAGUAGACGAAACAUUGCAAAAUGAGGGAGACAGCCAAGGGGAUACACCAGUAAAUAACUUUGUAAGUGAUGAAAAUGUAAUCAUAACCCCAAAUAAUCCUGGGCAGCUAACAGAGAUCCAGCCCUUGCUGUCAGAGUCCUCAUCUGCCCCUUCUUUAGAAAAUCUGAGGGCAAUCUUGGACAAGGCCCUAACGGACUGUGGAGACCUUGCCUUAAAACAGCUGCAUUACUUACGACCAGUAGUUGUUCUUGAAAGAUCCAAGUUUUCCACACCUCUCAUAGAUUUAUUUCCAACAAAAAAGGCAGAUGAGCUGUGUGUAGGAAGUACAUAAGUAGCUUUGCUUAGAGCAGUUAGCCUCCACUACUGCUGUACGGGGAGAACUUCAAAUUAGAACAGUAAUUGUUACAGUACACACUUUUUAGGUUAGUUUUGACUGUUUAAUUCCAUGAAUGUAUAAUAUCUGUCAAAAGUAAUGGCCAAGUUAAUUUAGCUCCCCAUUUUUUUCAAUGAACAGUGCUGAUUUUGGUGCUAUUUAACACAUCAGAAUACUGGGGGCUUCCUCUUGAAGAGUAAAUGUGCAUGAUUGUAUAUGGAACAAGUACUGGGGUACCAGGGUUUGGGGGGCGAUGGAGUUAUUACUUGACUUGAAUGUGCACCCCAGGGUGCUUUGUGUAACAUAUUGUACACUACAGCAUCUUAUAUUUUUUGAGUUAUGAGUUUCAAUAAAUUACAGUUUUUCACCCA
Catharus ustulatus (Swainson's thrush) is the source of this 6101-nucleotide messenger RNA. RefSeq names its product RLF zinc finger (gene RLF). Gene Ontology annotation, cellular component: nucleus. Gene Ontology annotation, molecular function: DNA binding; DNA-binding transcription factor activity, RNA polymerase II-specific. The record is from RefSeq and is a predicted model, not a curated record. Lineage: Eukaryota; Metazoa; Chordata; Aves; Passeriformes; Turdidae. The transcript is spliced from 8 exons. Gene Ontology annotation, biological process: regulation of transcription by RNA polymerase II. Bases 1 to 5688 code for a protein of 1895 amino acids.